AUGGCCAACUCCACCCUCGCGAUCCUCCAUCUCGACCCAGACCAUAUAUCUUGCAUUGGCGGACGAACCGUCCUUACCUGCCGGAGCUGCGCUGGCAAUGCCCCAAGGUACAUAAACCCGAACCCCAAACUGCUAUAUUCCAGCCAUCCCGUCUCUCAUAUGCUUAUAAUACAGCAGAGGAUCAAUUUGCACAAGCUGCGACGGCCGCGGCUUCAACAUCUUCGUCUGCGCGCACUGCAACCCCGCCGCCGCAGCUGCCGCCGUGCGAGCCAGCCAGGCCAGCAGUGCAUCGGCAACAGCAAACACUACACCUGGCUCAUCUGUGCCGUCAUCACCAAGCUCGUUAAGCCGGAGCUCGUCUACUUCAUACCCCUCCCACUCGGACCCCAGGAGUACUCGGUCCUGGAAGCGGUUGGACGGGACGAGUUGUGGACAGGUCGAAACCAAUACGUCCCGUAA
Messenger RNA from Penicillium alfredii, 459 nucleotides. RefSeq lists its product as uncharacterized. The coding region runs from base 1 to 459 and encodes 152 amino acids. NCBI's taxonomy places the organism in Eukaryota, Fungi, Ascomycota, Eurotiomycetes, Eurotiales, Aspergillaceae. The record is from RefSeq and is a predicted model, not a curated record. The transcript has a single exon.